AUGGGAAACUGCAUCGUCGCGGGUGCCCGUGGAUCGCUAGGCUUUGUUCCUAGCCGCAUGUAUUCUGGAAAAAAUUCGAGCGAAUCGAUUCAGGAAGAGACGGCUUUAAAGCCCGCCACUAAAAAACAAAUGGUCCGCUACUACCGAUGCAUCCAGGAAAUUGAAAAAACAACUACUGGAAUCGUCAACAUUUUCAACGAUGCAGCUGAGAAUGUCGACAAGACUGACGAAUUCAACAUCAUUCUCCAGUCCUUGCUUACCCGUCUGUUGGAUCUCCAUAAAGAUCUCAAUCUUCUCAUCCAACUUUCGUUCUACAAAAUCGAUUUCUCUGUCCACGAGAGAAAAGAUCUUGCUGAGAAGAUCAAACUUUUGGUGAGCAACUUGUGGAAUGAUAUCAAAGGAACUCUCGAGGGAAAUCCAUUUGGUUUCGCUGAGAUUGAAAUCAAAAUGGAAAAUCUCGUCAAGCAAACUGGAGAUCUCAUCAAAAUUAUUCCAGAUAAGUUAAAUGGGAAAAACUAUAUCUACACAGAUGAUCCAGAAAACAAAGAUAUUGUUGAGGCUUGCAAGCGAGAACGUUCCAAAAUUUUGGAAGAAUUGGCUGAAUUGAGAAAGCGGAACUUGGCAAACCCAGAAGAUUUUCAAAAGUUGAUUUCUAUUUUAGAAGAACUCGAGAAUCUUCUCAAUGGAUUUUUCACGAUGAUAUCAGAAGUGGAAGUAGAACAGUCAGUUGUGGAAUAUUAUAAAAAUAUUGAACUUGAAUUUGAAAAGUUGUGCAAAAUUGUUGGAAAUAACGACUAUCAACGGAUGCUUAUGCUUCAAGCAGAGACUAAUUUCCAAUAUGACAAAAGUGAGAUAAUGCUAGCUGCAGAGAAAGAUCGUGUGGAGGACCAAUUCAUAGGUACAAUUUUUCACGCUAAACAAGCCGUAGAAGCAGUUUUGAAAGCUGUAAUUGGAAUAUCAAAGCAAGCUUUUGAUUUGAAAAGAGGAGGUCGGUUGAAGCGACACGCUCGACUCAUUCUGAUAGAAAAAAUCAAGCACGUCAACUUCUUAUUGGAUUCUAUGAACUCCGCUACUGACUCAAUUCUCCGUCCAAUAGACUAUCAUGUAGAGAAAGCGGAAGAAUGUCAUGAGGUGGCUAGGAGAAUCAAAGAUGCCACACUCCAGUUCACAAGUACUUUAAAUAAACUUGAAGCUUCCCUGAAUGAUGAUCCAAUUGAUCGAACUCCAGAAGUUCUUCAAGAAAUAAAGAGCAAAAAUAAUGUAUUGGGUGACCUGAUCGGAACGUUUCCACAACUUCACAAAAGCAACUACAAGCUACAGGCAAUUGAGAAAAGCAUGAGGAAUCUAACAAAUAAUUGA
Caenorhabditis briggsae is the source of this 1359-nucleotide messenger RNA. NCBI's taxonomy places the organism in Eukaryota, Metazoa, Nematoda, Chromadorea, Rhabditida, Rhabditidae. The record is from RefSeq and is a predicted model, not a curated record. The transcript is spliced from 7 exons. Bases 1 to 1359 code for a protein of 452 amino acids.